AUGGUGGAGUUGCUUGUUGAUUGUUCACGAACCGAACAAUUAUGGUUUGGAUUCAAGGGCUAUAUGUCAUCUAUGUAUAGAUGGAGCGGUUGGGAACCAGAUAUAAGCCAGAAGGAAUGUUCCGGCAUCGCGGGAGGAAAGUCCCCGUUCAAAUCGAAUAAUCACAUGGCAAAAUGCGGUGCAGUGAAUGUGUUCAGUUGGGGUAGCAAUGCAUGUUUGAUAGAUCCCAUCUGA
This is a messenger RNA of Cooperia oncophora, 234 nucleotides long. NCBI's taxonomy places the organism in Eukaryota, Metazoa, Nematoda, Chromadorea, Rhabditida, Trichostrongylidae. The record is from the annotation of a GenBank genome assembly.